Messenger RNA from Durusdinium trenchii, 2553 nucleotides. The record is from the annotation of a GenBank genome assembly. Lineage: Eukaryota; Dinophyceae; Suessiales; Symbiodiniaceae.
AUGGGUUCAAGCCUCACUGGAGAUCAGUUGACGUGGGCUCGUGGUGUGAACAUUGUACAGGCAGUUCUCAACAUGCUGCAUGGGGGUGGUGGUCAACGUGCUUCGUUUAUCACGGCUGCUCAGACUCGUGUUCAGGCUCGUUUGAAGUCAGGCUUGGAAUCCAUGAUGGUGGAUUUCGAGUUUCUGGACAAAGAAGGUGUCCAGGAGUUUUUGAAGCAUCAUCAGCAUUAUGCUGGAGGAGGAGCCGCAAUUCCGCUGGGCGAGAGAGGUGUGAACGGACGCCUGGUCUAUCCUGCUGCGAGGACGGCGCCAAUGGGGUUUGGGCCCAGUGCAGGCUGGGCUCAGGCUGUCACAGAUCUAGCCACGGAGAAGGGAGGACUUCCGGAUGGUAGGCGAGUAGUCCCUGACUCCUAUCCUCCCUCGGAGCUGCCGGUUUGGGGUUCGAUAUGCGAUGACAUCUGGGCCCUUGAGCACGAAGGCAGUGGACCGGACAGCCUGAUGGGGCCAAGAUGGAUGGCAGCGGCAGAGGAGGCCUGGCAAUCCUUUGGAGUGCAUCCCAACCCAAAGAAAGCAGUCAACGCUGAUGUCGACCAAGAGAUCCAGGGCAUUUACGUUGAUUCAGGCAAACAUUGGAUGGGGGUGAGUUUUCCGAAGCGGCAAAAGCUUUUGCAGGCAGCGGUGCACUUGUUGGCGGAGCCCUGGGUGUUGCUUGCGGACGUGGAGAGGCUGGUUGGGAAGUUUGGAUAUGUGCAUUCGUGUCGGCCUAUAUUGAGAUCAGUCUUUGCGGAGACCUACAGAUGGCUAGACAACAAUCGCAGUCAAGGGAUCCGCAGAGCAGUUUUGUCAGAUGAGAUUUGGAUUGAGAUCUUAAGUGCAAGUGUGUUGUUGCCUUUCGCUCAAUUCGACCUAUCUGCAGAUUUUUCAAAUCGGGUUGAGUGCACUGAUGCGUCCAUGACAGGCAUUGGAAGAGCAUGGGCCACCAUGCCCACUUCACUGGUGCAGCUCAUGGCUCAGGUGUGCGAUCACAAUGGUACGUAUACGAACAUGAGCCUUCCACAUGGUAUAGGCCUGACAGAGCAAGGAACCUGUCCAUUGAAGAAGCUGAACUUCCCGCACCAGCGUUUUCAUUGGCACCAAAUUGGAGCACCAGCAAAUCCCAGGUUCAUCUACCUGGGCGAGGCUGACGCAGCGACCUGGAGUGCAGAGGACAGGCUUCGAAGGCCAGGAGAUGAUGGCAAGAGAUUUGUGCAUCCCAUGGACAGUGCGUCGUGUGUUGGGGCAUUCAACAAAGGAGUGCAGCGUGACGGGGAUCUAGUUUCUUGCAUCGGGACCUUGGCAGAUGACCAAGGGUUUCACAUUGUCGGUAUCCGGGUCGACCCUUUAGUACAACAGAGAGAAGCGUCAGAUCUGUUGAGGACAGGAACCUUUUUCUUGCGCGUUAUGCCCAUGCUGUGGGGCAUGGUUACACCAUGCCCUUCGCUCCGACCAUGCAUGCUGCUAACCACACUGGCCUGGACCCUUACGUGCGCACAGUGCGUACGGCUUGGGAAUGGCCAUCCCCGAGUGGAACGUUUCUUGAUGAGUGCAUUGAGAGAUACCACAAAAGAGAAGUAUCAAAACGCACUGCAAUUCCUCAACAAUGAGCUACAGACUGCUGGUAUCCAGUGGGGCAAGCUGUCUGAAGUGCAACAAGAUUAUUUUCUUGCAGAAUGGAUGGUCGAUGGCUAUGAGCAAGGCCUUGGAAGGGCCGAAUUCGGCUCACUACUGUCCGCCUUGGGACGCAUCAAUCCACGGGUCAGGUACAAAGUUGCGUGGAAGGUCUUUGAGGUUUGGGGAAAGCUGAAGCCACCGCAGCAAGCGGCGGCAGCUCCACCCGAACUGAUCACUGCCAUGAUGGUGGCCUGCUUUGCAUUGAACCGAGCGGAUUUAGGACUCCUUAUUUGCAUAUGUUUUGCUGGCUUGCUUCGUGUAGGUGAGGCACUCCAGUUGCGUUGGAAGGACGUCUUUCUGAGCCCGUCCGGUGUCACUUUAUGCUUGGGCGUGACCAAAAAUGGCAUUGAACAGCAGGUCCUGCUCACCAACCAAGUGGUGGCAGAUUGGGUCGUGCAAUUUCGUGCAAGUCAGAAACCAAAGAAUUCAAACGCAUUGCUUUUCUCCAUGUCUUACUCUUCGGUCCUACGCUGGGUGAAGAAGCUGGCAGGUCUGUUGGGUGCUGUGGGCGUGCCUUUAACCACUCAUUCCUUUCGGCGCUCAGGGGCAUCUGAGCUCACUCGUCGGGGGGUCCCCUUUGCUGAUGUGAUGCUUUUUGGUCGCUGGUCGUCAGACCGAGCUGCUCGAGAGUAUGUGCGGCAAGGAGAAGUGGCGAUUCUCCGUACAGCAGAAGCUUUAGGCCCCGGUGUGCAAAAUGUUUGGAAGAAGUGGUGUUCGGCGCUUCCUUUUGUUUGGCACACGCAGAAACUUCUUUCCACAGAAGCGGCUGUUCCCUCACGGUUGAAAGUUACUUCAGACUCUUUUGGGCGGUUGCAGGAGUGUGUUUUCCGGCUACAGCUUUAA